This is a messenger RNA of Menidia menidia (Atlantic silverside), 912 nucleotides long. NCBI's taxonomy places the organism in Eukaryota, Metazoa, Chordata, Actinopteri, Atheriniformes, Atherinopsidae. The record is from the annotation of a GenBank genome assembly.
GUGUGUGCAGCUGAGGGUAUCUUACCCCCUGGACCUCUGAGUGGAGCUGUAGCAGGCACAGUGAAAUUCACCACCACCCUCAGCCCUCCAGGGAGGCCAUUCCUGUCCGUUAGCUGGAGUUUUAAUGGUACAAAAAUCAUUACUUCCACCAGUAUCAACAUCACUGAGCCUGGACACACCAACAGGAUCUCGUUAGAUCGAACCACUGGGAGCCUGGAGCUCAGACAACUGGUGCUAGGGGACAGCGGGGACUACACGGUCACCAUCAUAGAAGACGGAGGGUUGCAGAAACAGGGGAAGACCACUCUUAACGUGUAUGCACUGAUAACCGGAGCCACCAUCCACAGCCCUGCAGGCGUGCUGAUAGAAGACCAAAGCUCCACUAACCUCACCUGUGAGGCCUUCGGCUCCAUCAGAACCAGGCUGUGGAUGAAAGAUGGACGUCCCCUUCAUCCCAGUGACAGUGUCAGCUUAUUCCUGGAUAACAGAACUGUGUAUUUACACCCCGUUCGCAGCUCUAGCCAUGGCACCUACCAGUGCCAUGUCAGCAACCCGGUCAGCACCAUGACCGUGACCCUUAACCUCACUGUCAACUAUGGACCACAUAACAUCUCCAUUUUUGGGCCAGGAGCAGCGACAAUGGGCCACAAAGUGACACUGCAAUGCAUGGCGGCCUCUGUCCCACCACCAAACUUCAGCUGGAUGUUUAAUGGCAACAAGACCCAUGUCAACACCUCUGUCUACGUGAUAGAGAAAUUAGAGGCUAAAAGCAUCGGAAAUUACACCUGCAUUGCCAGAAAUUCGGUGACCAUGAAGGAAGACUCCGCAGUUCUGAAUCUGAAAGCCUCCGGGGGUGCCCCCCGCUGGUCAUUCUCAGUGCUGGUCAUGGGUGGGCUGACUCUGAGUGGACUA